UCGUGCGCUGCACGACUACCCAGUAGCGGGUUGUCUGAGGACUGGUGGCCUUGGAGUUCAGGUUGGAUUGGAUGAGUGGCCUGUCGCCACAAACGUUCGACUGUUUUCCUCGUUUUUCAAUUCGGUCGGCUCUGGAAAAGCGAGAGGAAGUAGCAAGUGUAGCGCAACUUGAUCUGGCAUCUCGUACUCCCUUCCCGCCCUCUCCUUCUUCUCGUCUCUCGCUUCUCUUCGCAGGGGAGGGAGAAUCAUGUAGUCGGAAGCGGGGACGGCGAAGUGGACGACACGAGCCGUUAUCCCAGAGGCAGUUCGGUAAAGAGGAGGCGGGAGAGGGCGUAAUUCUGUGUGGUGUAUGCGAGGGUGGGGAGGGCGUAGCUCAGGCAAGAGAGAACUCUUAGUCGGUCACGUGAAGCAAAUCGCUGUGCGGACGCAGGAGAGGAGGGACAUGCGUGGGGGCGGGAACGCACACGAGAGGGGGCGUUUUGGAGCGCAGAGUCCGUCACUCGAGACCAUGCUUCUGUCUCGCCGUAGCAAUGUGACAUCAGGGGGCACGAAGUUGGCCGACCUGGUGAAGGGAAGAGGCGUCUCCUGAAGCCGAUUUCGGCGCGCAGUGAAUAUCAAGGUGAGGAGAGCAGAGGACGUGUUUGGGGGGAGGGGGGGGCGGGGGGAGGGGGGGGGGGCGAAGUGGAGGGGGCAGCAUCGAUAGAAGAAGAGCUGUGGUAAGUCGAGCAGGGAGGACUGGGAAAGGGGGGAGAGAUGGGGGAUUAUGGCUCAGACACGCAGAUGCGGAGGGACAUGGGUGGCCCUCCAGGAAGGAGCCGAGCGCAGAACAGGGCGACUAUUCAGCAGCUGAAGCUCAUUGGGCAGAGCCACCCAACUGGACUGACGCAGAACCUGCUCAAGCUUUUUGAGCCGCGUCCUCCUCUGGAGUUCAAACCGCUGCCUGAAAAGCCGCCAUGCGCGCCGUACUCGGGUAUCGCGCAGUUUGUAAGCCAAUUCUCGGAGCCCGGCGAUGCCGAAUAUUCGCCGCCCGUGACGAAAGCAGAAACGCCCUCUCAGAGAAGGGCAAGAAUUCACAACAUGCGAUUGGAAAAGGGCGCGCAGAGGGCGAGGGAAGAGCUGGAGAAAUACGAUCCCGGCUCCGAUCCCAACGUGGAAGGUGACCCGUUCAAGACGUUGUUUGUUGCGCGUAUCAGCUACGAAACGACGGAGCACAAAAUUCGGCGCGAAUUCGAGGCCUACGGUCCCAUAAAACGGAUUCGAUUGGUGCACGACAGGGUCUCAGGGAAGCCCCGCGGGUAUGCCUUCAUAGAGUUCCAUCACACUCGGGACAUGAAGACGGCGUACAAACAGGCGGACGGGAGGAAGAUAGACAACCGCCGCGUUCUCGUGGAUGUGGAACGAGGACGUACUGUGGCCAAUUGGCGGCCCAGGCGUCUGGGGGGAGGGUUGGGGUCCACGCGCGUGGGCGGAGACGAGGUCAAUCAGAGGCACACUGGUAGAGAGCCGCCAUUGAUAACCGCAAGAGACGACGAUCGGCCGCGUGACCACGACAGAGGAGGGUUCGACAGGGAUAGGAAAUUCGAGGGAAGGGGCGGCGACAGAGAGCGGCCGGGCCGGCGUGACUACGAUCGGGACUACGAUCGGGAUCGGGACGACCAUUCGACGAGGGACAGAGAGAGGGAUAGGCAUCGGGACUAUCACAGAGAAAGGGAGCGGGAUAGGGGGGAUUAUGACAGGGAGCCGCGGGAGGGGAGGGAACGCGAGAGAGAUUACGACAGGGAGGGAGGAGGGCGGGAGGGUCGGGACCGCGACUCCCGGGAUGUCCGGGAGUCGCGGGAGCGGGAGGGAAGAGAGGGCAGAGACAGGGACAGGGACCGCAGGCGGUCCCGCUCGGCCGACCGGGAAAGGGAGCGCGAACGGGACCGAAGGUGAUGGUACGAGUACCACUGUCGUAAUCACGAAAGAUGGGCGGAAGGACGCGAUGACGACGGGCAUCGUGACGUCGCACAUGCGUUUCUUAUUAUUAUCAUCAUCAUCAUGGUGGGAGGAAUCGUUGACAAUGUUUUUUCGAAGUCGGCUCUCUCGGAAAGUAAGCAGUGCUAUCGCAUAGCUAGUUUUCUAGGACGAGGAGGGCAGGCAGCAGCCGCGGCCGCCGCAGCAGCAGCACGGGAUCGCAUGCCUCCAAGCCUCGAUCUUGCCGCCGCCGGUUGUUAGCGUGUUUUUUUUUUUUGUUUGUUUGUUUGUUUCUUUUUGGUCUUCUUGCAAGUCGAUUAGUCAGGAUCCUUCUUUCGUUGUGUGCGCGCUAUCAGCAUCUUAGGAGGACUCAGAUUGUAUCAUCAUCAUCCGUCGCCCCCCGUAUUCGAGUCAGCAGUAUUUUGCGCGGACAAGG
Molecule: messenger RNA, 2389 nt
Organism: Chara braunii
Lineage: Eukaryota; Viridiplantae; Streptophyta; Charophyceae; Charales; Characeae
Source: the annotation of a GenBank genome assembly